AGGAGGAAAGGAAGGGAAGGAGAAGGAGAAGGAGAGAAGGGAAGAAAGUAAAAGAGAAGGUAAGGAGAAGGAAGAGAGAAGGGAAGAAAAGAAGAGAGAAGGAAAGGAAAGGGUAGGAAAGAAAGAAGAAGGGGGAGGGAAGAAAGGAAUAGAGAAAUAAAGAAAGGAGAAGAAGGGGAGGGAGGAAAGGAAAAGAAAAAGAAAAAAGGAGGAGAAAAGGGAAGAAAAGAGGAAGAAAGAAAGAAAGAAGAAGGGGAGGGAAGAAAAGAAAAGAGAAAGAAAGAAAGAAAGGAGAAGAGAAGGAGAGGCAAGAAAACAGGAGAGAAGAAAACCGAAAAUAAAAAAUCCGUAGCAGAAACGAUCGAAUGCCCAAUGUCAGGUGAAGUGUCUACGAACGGUGCAGUAAACGACUGGACGUAUGCACAAGGCGGGCAGUACCAGCAGAACAACUACCUUCCAUACCAGUACCAACAGUUUGACUACAACCAGCAAGGUUACUACAACCAAGACUCGUACUACAAUCAACAAGAUUCUGGGUACGAUCAGCAGCAACAGCAGUACUAUGGUCAGCCCUUCAGCAGUCCUGCCUAUCAGCAACAGUACAGUGUAGAUGAUCAGUCGCAGCAAGAGGAGCAGCAGUUAGAGCAGUCACAAGAAGUUUCACAAGAACCGCAGGAGCAAAGUACACCGCAGCCAGAGCAUCAGUUAGCAGGGGAAUGUGGCCAGUGCUGGGAGUGUGGUGCAUUAUUCCAGGAUGUGGCACUCCUCCGUGACCAUUUGGCACUUUUCCAUGCCCAUGUGCAAGUGUACAGUUGCCCUCUUUGCCCAGCUGACUACUCUAGUGAGAGCCUUCUCAACGAGCACUUCCAAAAUAAUCACGUGGUAAGAGACUCUGCCGAAGAACAGAAUUAUUCGGCACCUUCAGAGCGUGCUAAGACUGGCCCCCAGUCAAGGGUAGGAAAGGCACCUGUGCGCCAGAGAUCUAAUAACACAAGGGCUAAUAGACCUUCCCAGGUUAGAAGAAAACCUAUUUUAUGGUGUGUUCGCUGUAAGAUCAAUAGGUUUGCAACCAAACACGACUUUGAAACUCAUCACGUGGGCCACAUACACGAAAGGGAACUUCAGGUGCGACUAGUGCGCCUAAGUGCAGCACAGCUGCAGAGGGUCAAAGUGGAUUCAGUUGGCGGGAGGAGGUCCUCCUCAGGGUUCAAGCUGAAGCUCCGGAUUUCCAAAGUGGGACGUGGACGUGGCCGUAAGCGAAGAGAAGUGCGCAUCGUCAGUAACGAGGAGGGCAUGAGUGAGAGCCAUAACAGCUUAGAAGAUCAAGAAGGAACGGAAGCUGAAUCUUUUGAGCAGGAAGAGGCAGAGGCCGGAGAAGAGACUGGCAUUCCAGAAAGAGCAGGGAGCGGUGAGGGUGAAAGUGAGGGUGAAGAGGAGGACGGGUUGGCCUCUGAAGAGGCAGAAAAUCAGGAAGGAGGUGAGCACUCACCUGGGCAUGACGACGCGAAUAGAGAUAGACACCAGGAUUACGAGCCGGAGGAGCAGGAUUCUAGAGAAGGUCAUUCUGGGGAGCAACAGCAUCAAGACGAAGAAGAAGAGGAAGCGGCUUCUUCAUCACACCAAAAAGAGGCACAGGGUGAUUACCAGCAAGAAAAGCAAGGGGACGAGCAGGGUGCUGUGGGGACAGGGGAAGGCAGUGAAGGCUUCUCUUCUGACUUCAGUGAACAGGAGCUUGCUUUUGGAACAGCAGGACCUAGUGAAGCACCACCCUCCACUUAUCAGCCUCAGUUUGAGUCCUUCCCCACAAGUGACUGGUUCAGUGAAUACGAGUCAGGCCCAAGGAUAGCUGCAGCCAUGGCAGGGGCAACGACGGCCGAGUCUGCCAGCGAGAGCAGUGCGUGGGCCAGUGGUGCUGAAGGAGCAGCUAAUCCAACUUACACAACAGCCAGCACUCCACCAGAGAAGGGCAACUCCAGUCCACCUGUAAAUGGCGGCACAAACGAGGGCGACGGAGAAGACGGGCUCUUCAGUCAGGCAGUGCUGGGCCAGGAGUCCCCCGAGAAGAAUGACAGGCAGGGAAGCUUUGAACAGUUGUGUCUGAAUGACUCUUUCUCAAACCAGAAUGAGCAGUCAGGCCAAGACCAGUCUGAUCAGCAGCAAGACGGUCAGAUGCAGUCAUCAGAACAGCAGCAGCAACAGCAGGCAUCUGGAGUGACGAAUGACUUAUUGUCUGAAUUGGAAUAUUUGAACAACAGUGGUCAGGGGUCUCAGGCUGGCCAGGUAGAUGGGUCGCCUCAUAGUGGAGGUCCUUCACCUCACAGUGGGGGACCAGCAACUCCCUCACACCUUAGUUCACGAGGUUCCAAUUCCGGCACGCCAACUUCCUCCAGUGGGCACCCAACGCCACCCCCCUCAGACACUUCAUUCAGGGCACUUGCCACCAGUCCCCUCACCAGCCCGCCCCAGGGGUCUUCACCGGCCAUAAGAGGACCCACGCCUCCCACGACGUCACCUUUGCAGCAGCAGUUGCAACAGUCCCCUCAGGGUGGAGAUCAACAGCAGCAGGGAGGUGUACCGCGUCUAACAAUUGCCAACAACCUCAUGGCCCCAACAACCAGUACAGCUAUGCUAUCCACAACGACAAAUAGUCAGGUUGGUGUAGGUGGCAUGAUGUCCCAAUAUGGCAACCAGUGGCCACAGGCUUCUGGCUACACUGGCAGAGGUGGCUAUGCUAGUCUAGCAGGAACCAGUAUGGCAAAUACAAAUCUAGGCGCUCCCUUGCGUGCCCCAUUACCUCCUAGCGUUGCCAUGCCAUAUCGUCCGAGCCCUCCACCGCGUGUCCGGGGACGCCCUCCACUAAUGGGUCAGAUGGGGCGACCUCCCCUACACCAGGGACCCCUCCUACAGCCCUCCCGUGGGCCAGGUCGCCCUCCUACUUCGUCUAUCCUUCCACCUCCUCUGAUGCCGGCGCCAGGGGGGAGGGGUGGGAUGAUGCCGCCUCUACAACGGAUGCACCAGACAAUGUACCCCGGCCAGAGACAACCCUCGCCUCAGCAACAGGGUGCUGCAGGAAAGAGGCAACUCCUGGGUGCAGCAGGUCAUUCUCCAAACAAAUCGGCGCGUCGAGAAGACAUUAACGUUCCCUCUCGCCAGAAAGACAAUGAGUGUCAGAUUAUUGCUGUGGCCAAUCGCACCGAUGGCUUACCUGUCAUUGCCAACGUGCAGGGAGGCUCUGCAGCACCUGGCUCUCAGCAGCGGGGCAGUAGCAGUAAUAGCAGUGGCAGUGGCAGCAGCAGCAGCAAUCCCCCUUCAACAGAAUCAACCAUUAAUCUCAGUGACUCCAUAACUCUCAGCGUUCGAACGUCCUCCGCCAACAAGGAGCCCGUGCAGCGCGGGGAGAGAGGAGGGCCGGACGCCGGUGCGGUGGCCAACCUGCUGGCGUCGCGUGGCAUCACCGUGACCCCCGCUGCAGGAGAACGCCAGGAGGGAGGUGGCGGCGGGCGCGACGACCGCCGUCUCCCCACCGCCCAGGAGCUCAACCUCUCCUCCGCCAUAUCCGUGCACCCACCAACACAACGAGAGCGAGAGGCGGGUGCGAGAGAGCGAGACCGAGACGGGUUCGCCGUCCCCCAAGCGCCCGCCUCUCGAGGGAGCGGGGUCACUAACAGCAACGUCGAGCGGCCUCCUCGCCCCCCCACAGUCGACCUGACACAAGACGUACCAACCGCUGGAUCUCAGGGCACCCGGCACCAGUGCCACCAGUGCGACCGGUCUUUCCCGACGGCAUCGUUACUAGCAGAGCACAGCCGAGUGCAUCAGCAGCACCAGCAGUCUCGAAUGCCUUUCAAGUGCCAUUUGUGUACAGCGGGAUUUUCAACGCAGAAGGGCCAGCAGCACCACUACCAGCAGUUCCAUCAGCUGCACCUCUCUGCAGGAGACGUUGCCAUACCCCUGGUUGACCUGCGCAAUCCCGUGAAUGUGCAGCGCAUGGCAGCCCUGGGCAUCCGAUCGUUCCUGCCUCUCACCAAUCUGCAGAACCGCGGUGCGGGCGGCGUGGUGGGCGUGCCCAUCCUGACGCUGGAGAACCUGAGGAAUGGCCACAUGACGCUGCAGCAGUGGGGUGUGAGCGACGUGCUCUCGCUGGGCCCCGCAAAGACACUGAACAUGCCCCGGUAAAGAGUGAGCGCGAGGGUGUUGCCGGAACCAGUGUGAUUGGUGCAAGUUAUCCUAAUCAGUGUUUUCUUGAGUUUUUUUUAUCUUUUAUUUAUUUAUUUUAAUUGCACUGAUGCCACGUGCAGACAGACAAGACAAUAGACUGCUUAACACUUAACCGAUGAAAGUGCAACGGCAUUAAUUUUUCUCAUCAAAAUGUACAAACUUACUUGAGUGUGCAUUCAAAGUGCUAGAACUAUAUAUGUAUACGAAAGAUUUCCCUUUGUAUAUGUACUUCUUUUCUUUAAGGAGGUAUAAGGGCCUUAUACCUGACUCACAUGGUUUUGAUGGUUAAUUGUGUUCGAGUGCCAAAAGAGAACCUCAGAUGUAACUUAUAUCAUAUUGUAUAUUUUUUUCCACUUUAUUUUUUUGAGUUAACACUGAGCAAUGAACUACACCGGUACGAUGGACAGCAUAAAAAAUGACAGAUUUCCGAAGUACAGGUUUUAUUUUCAUCAUUAUUGUUCUAUUUUAAUGAAGUUACAUUCCUCAGCAGUGCAGUGAACAAAGAAGGGACAAUUACACUAGCACUUUGCUUAUAGUUGUGAACAAUGAUUUAAUGGUAACUAACAGGUGUUCCUGUCUUGUUUGGUUCUUUUGCAUCUGUUCCAAACACCCCUUUCUCUAUUUUUUACCAAAUAAUUUGAUUUUGUAAAGUGAAUGUACAAAUCUUUGUAUAUAGUUUUAUAUAUUUUCUAUAAAUGUGAGUAAAGAUAGAAUUGAAAAAAGAAGGUUUCAUUUCCUUACUAGUUGUUA
Penaeus indicus is the source of this 4968-nucleotide messenger RNA. Its product is annotated as trithorax group protein osa-like. The coding region runs from base 373 to 4176 and encodes 1267 amino acids. The transcript has 2 exons. Gene Ontology annotation, molecular function: chromatin insulator sequence binding. NCBI's taxonomy places the organism in Eukaryota, Metazoa, Arthropoda, Malacostraca, Decapoda, Penaeidae. The record is from RefSeq and is a predicted model, not a curated record. Gene Ontology annotation, cellular component: chromosome. Gene Ontology annotation, biological process: regulation of transcription by RNA polymerase II.